CGCGGACCUUCGGCGUGACCCCUGAGCGCCUCGGCUCCUCUGUCUGGGCAAAACCGCUGCUUCAGCCAGGUAGGAAACACAAAAACCUAAAAAUGUACUGGUUCCACUGCAACCAGUGCUUCACAAGGAGAGGGUCCAAGUUUGCUGUGUCCAGCUGCGGCCACAUCUGCUGCGAAGCAUGCAUUAAAUCAAAUCAGUGCACUGUAUGUGAGGCCAGCUGCAGCUAUCUGGCCAUCAAUGAUAAGAUGAAGCCACAGGAAAAAGUGUUUUUCAAGGACCCAGUGAAUGUCAUCCAAUCACAUCUAGAACAGAUAUCUCAGAUUGCCACAUUUCAGAAGAUGCAGAUGGAGAGAGUCACGGCACACUUCAAGCACAAGUCUGCUGAAUUGGAAAGGCGCCUGAAGGAAGUCAGUGAGCAGGGUUACAGGCAACUCUCAGAGCUGAAAAGAGAGAACGCUGACUUAAAAAAGCAGCUUUCAGAGCUGAAGAGAGAAACUACGGAACUGAAGAAGCCUCUUUCACAUAGGAGGGUUUCUCCGGGACAAUUUCAAACUGAAGGAACUCAGAGGAUGUCCCUCCCGGUGGCUGUCACCUCCCCAGUCACCCCUCGUUCAAGAACUAUAAGUCUUGUAGGCUCAGCAGAGUCCCAGAGGUGGCCCAGAGACAGAGGUCCUAGUCUCUCCCUCAACACUCCUGGAUCGGCUGCUUCCAUUUCCAGCCAUAGUUCUCUUCAUGAAUACAGAACACCCACGUCAUUCAGCACUCCUACAAGAACCCAGACUGCUGGUACUUUCCAGUUUAUAAGUGGAUUCUCAGUUCAGUCUCCCAGGCACUGAGUAAAUGUUUAUUUACACCCCUGGACAUGUUUCUUAAUUGAGAUUUGUUGUAGGAGACAUGUUGAAGUUUGUUUUUGUCCAGAUAACAAAAAGUGUUUGUAAAUUGUUUUACCUUCAUAGAUGUAAAGUUGAUA
Molecule: messenger RNA, 970 nt
Organism: Archocentrus centrarchus (flier cichlid)
Lineage: Eukaryota; Metazoa; Chordata; Actinopteri; Cichliformes; Cichlidae
Product: RING finger protein 212B
Exons: 13
Coding region: 93-836 (247 amino acids)
Biological process (GO): homologous chromosome pairing at meiosis; reciprocal meiotic recombination; protein sumoylation
Cellular component (GO): synaptonemal complex
Molecular function (GO): SUMO transferase activity
Source: RefSeq, a predicted model, not a curated record